Molecule: messenger RNA, 2843 nt
Organism: Bipolaris maydis ATCC 48331
Lineage: Eukaryota; Fungi; Ascomycota; Dothideomycetes; Pleosporales; Pleosporaceae
Biological process (GO): DNA-templated transcription; regulation of transcription by RNA polymerase II
Cellular component (GO): nucleus
Molecular function (GO): zinc ion binding; DNA-binding transcription activator activity, RNA polymerase II-specific; RNA polymerase II cis-regulatory region sequence-specific DNA binding
Source: RefSeq, a predicted model, not a curated record
AUGUCUGCUCCAGCCGCCGAAUGGAUCAGCGACAGAUCGCGUGAAGAUACGCCGCCGGAGCGCGACCUUCCAGAAGGCAACGACGGCCCGUCUCACCAGCGCACGAGCAAGAAGCGCAAGGUUCUGUCAUGCUACGCCUGUCGCGCCCGCAAAAUGAAGUGCGACCGCGUCCUUCCCGUAUGCGGGCGCUGCCAAAAGACGGGAAGACGGCAUGAAUGCACAUAUGAUCCGCGCCUCCUGGAAGAGUCCAAUGUCAAUGUAGCCACACGAGCUGACGAUGCCACUUCCACCCUCCUGGCCGAGCGACCUGCAGACAUUGACCUCUCUUCCGACACAUGCCACGUCUUGCAGCGGAAAGUCAGAGCUCAAGAAGAACGCAUUGCAUUGCUAGAGCAGCAGCUGGCCCAGCGGCACACUAAACACAAGUCACGGUACCAUGAUGUCCUACCCGAAGAGCCAAUAUUCACAGAGGACAUUUUGUUCAAAGGGAAAGGGUUCAAGGCUCAGUUUCAUGGCGUGACAAGUGUUAUGAGCAUCGCAUCAACGUAUCAUGAGCUGCAUCUCUUCACACGCGAAGCUCUCAACCUCGAUCAUUCUCUCGUACAUGUCGGAAAUGACUUCAGAGCGUCCCGUGAUCGAAGGAAGAAGUCUGCCAGAGAGUCUAAUGUCGCACUCUAUGAUGCUGAUGCUAACGUGUUGGCUGCACUUCCUGAGAAGAGUGUCGUCGACACGCAGGCUGCUAAGUACUUUCGGACGUGUGAAACCAGCUACAGAAUUCUGCAUGGGCCAUCCUUUUGGGAAGAAUACCAGGCUUUCUGGGAGAAUACCUGCACCCACAAAGAACGCGUCAGCUUUGCCGUCGUUCUCGUAUUGAUCAUCUCCAUCACAAAGUGCCUCGACCAGAAAGACAAUGUCUUCGUUGGUGAUACGACUAUUGAUCGGCAGACCGCUGACGUUCUCAUUCACACCUGCGAAAUCUGGAUUAAGCUGCAGCCUCGGAAGCAGACAACCCUACCUUUCCUCCAAUCAGCAUGUCUUCUGCUGGUUGCCAAGCGGGUCAAUUGUGUGGGGAUGAAGCAGGACUGGAUCAACUCUGGUGAUCUUCUUCGGCUUGCUCUCGCAUCUGGUCUGCACCGCGACCCAGCCUUACAAGGAAGCGGUAGAAUUUCAAUCUUCAAUCAACAAAUGAGGAAACGGCUGUGGAUCACAGUUGUGGAAUUAGAACUGCAAUCUUCGGUCGAGACUGGCCUCCAAUCUGGGCUAACGGCCCUAUACUUCGACACGCCUGCGCCAGCUCAUCUUGCAGAUGAGGUUUUCUCUGCGAACACAAAGCAACUGCCACCAGAUCAAUCGGAUGAAGAAUUUACCUCCACCUCAUUCAUUACCGCAAGCCUGAAAUCGUUGCCACUUCGCAUUCAUCUUACGCAUCUGCUGAACACGCCCUCCAGCAAUAUACAGUAUGCCGAUGUUUUGCACUUUGACGCUCAGAUACACACAGCUGUCUCCGCCUUGCCCAACUGGAAUAAUGAAUCUGCCGUAGUGCCAUCUGCACUUCUCCGCUUGCAGUUACUUCAAUAUCUUCUGAUAUUGCACAGGCCGUUUGCCCAAUCGGCCUCGAAAAACAACCGCUUCAUGUACUCCUUCAGGACAUGUGUGGAUGUUUGUAAUUCCAUGAUUACGAUACACGGCGACCUGUUAUCGAAGAGUAUCUCUUUUCUUAGUAACAUCCGCAACGACGUCAUGAGAGUUGGUUUGACACUGUCUCAAUUAACAUUCCGAAAUUGCGCAAUCAACCCGGUGAAGUCAUCAGUAGCACCAACCGGCACCCCUAACACUCAAUCUGUCAACCCUACAGCCUCUUUACCGGAUAUUACGAUGACCAAACGCGGGGCUCUGCUUGGUGACACAGUGUACCUUGCCUCACUACCGCAAAACGCCUUCCUGGUCAAGACACUAUGUACAUCAUCCCUCGAGAUCCUUGAACGCACAAGGCAAAUUUUUGAGCAGAAAGUACUUAGGCUAGGUACUGGAUACAUGGAGUACUGGAUUCUGUCGGCUGCAGUGGGUAUAUUGCCACCCCCGCCUUCGCCAUCUCUAUCCACGACUCAUAUCGACAAUCCAGGAGAUGAAGUUGUUUCUCGAUGCCGGAAAGCCAUUGGCUAUUUUACCGCUUUAGCGUCCAAGGUGAUAGCUUUGCAGCAAGACCGGAACAAUGACUUGGCUGCUUCUUUCCGCACCACAAUGUCAAGAGCUUCGCGAGCCAAGGAUGCCGCGCAUAGUAUGCAUCAAAGUGGCUUUGAAACCGACAGUGUAUCUGGGAUGAAUGAAAGAGCGUUCGGAGGCUCGGCUUUCACUCAUGCGAGCGGGGCAGAUGCUACCGAUCCCAACUCUGGAAGCUCUCUGGGCGACAUGUAUUCGCCAUUUGACAUGUUGCAAGACAUGCAGAUUGAUGGCAGUAAUUGGUCUUUCCCAGAUUUUUGGACUUUCGACCUAGCGGCUGAAUUUUGAAACUCUACUAUCAUUCGCAACAAUUACCUUUUUUCUUUGGAGGAUCUCGUGAAACAUGAAGGCUUGUCUCAUCUUGCCAAGCAGCCCCAAAGCUUAUUUCGUCAGCCUUGUUUUUCCAUUUAAUCAAUUGUAGAUUAACCAGCUAGCCGCAUGCAUGGUACACCCGGCAAUGACCGAGGCUGAGUUGCGUCACCUGUGAGGUAGUGUUUUACUGCCACGCAACCUUCUCAAUACUAUCGCACUUAUAGGUCAAGCCAUUGAGUUCGGGAAUACUUACUGGCCGAGACUGAGGCUGUGUGCUCCGCCCACAGCAUGCCAAUCACCUUGUCACACUG